Messenger RNA from Photinus pyralis (common eastern firefly), 614 nucleotides. RefSeq lists its product as uncharacterized. The record is from RefSeq and is a predicted model, not a curated record. NCBI's taxonomy places the organism in Eukaryota, Metazoa, Arthropoda, Insecta, Coleoptera, Lampyridae. The transcript is spliced from 3 exons. The coding region runs from base 61 to 558 and encodes 165 amino acids.
UCUUCCAAUUUCACAUUUUGACGUUCGACAACUAUUCAUGUUGAUUUUCAUUUCACAAUAAUGGAUCAGAAACAAGAGGUUUUUCUAAAAGUACUAAAAAAUAAGGCUGAUUUUGUAAUCAAGUAUUAUAGUGAAGGUUCGGAGAUUGUUGCCAAAGAACUACGCAGACUUUACAUGAAAGAACUUGAUAACUGGCACAGCUCAGAGGCGUUUAAGGAAUUGAUGAGUGUGACAGCUAUUGAAAAAUACGGAAAAUUGUCUGAACAUUUUCGUGCUAAGCAGUUGAUGCUUAUUGAAAAGGCAAAGGGUGAUAAUAAAAAGGACCUUAUUUCCCCUAAAACAUCUGAUAUGACUGUCGAGUUGCUCUCCGAUGGAUUUGAUCUGUCACAGGAAGAGUGGAGUGAACUAGACAAAACUAGUGAAUCUAUUGCCAACAAUCAUUCCACGCUUAUUGGAGAUAGCGAUCCAGUUCAAACAACUGCUUCAGUCAGUCCAGAUGUCGAGAAGAAUGGCGAAGAAAAUGAUUCAAAGAAGCAUAGAGUUAAGGAAAACAAUUAACUUGUAACCAUACUCGAUAACUUUUAUUAAACACAAAUAAAGAUUAGUAAUUGAAA